GAAGAAGAAGAAGGCGAAAAAUCGGACGCGGCUCAAAUUAGGAAUUUUAAACGUUAACUUUUGCAGGGUCCAGAAAAUGACGAUCGAUUCCGACACGGGACCGCCAGCGGAGCGCGUCCAAGAUGCGAUACGAUGCUUUUUCGAUGUCAGCCUUGGGGGGCUUCCGGCCGGUCGUAUAGUGUUUGAGUUGUAUCCUUCGGUCGCUCCGAAAACGUGCGAGAACUUCCGCGCUCUGUGCACCGGCGAGAAGGGGAUCGGUGUGAAGACGAACAAGCCGCUAUAUUAUCGGGGUGUUAUUUUCCAUCGCGUAGUGAAGGACUUUAUGAUACAAUCGGGUGAUUUCUCGAAUGGCAACGGAACGGGAGGAGAAUCCAUUUACGGGGGAACCUUCGAGGACGAAGCCUUCACCCUCAAGCACGAUAGGCCAUUCCUGCUCUCGAUGGCCAAUCGUGGAAAGAACACUAAUGGUUCACAGUUCUUCAUUACAACGCAACCUGCCCCUCAUCUUGAUAAUGUACACGUUGUGUUUGGUCACGUUGUAUCCGGCCAGGAUCUAGUGCGGCAGCUCGAACAGCUGCCGGUCGAUCGUAAUUCACGACCGCUGCAAGAUGCGGUCGUUUCUAACUGUGGCGAGCUGAUUCGUCAGGUGAAGGAAAAAAAAGAAAAGAAAAAGAAAAAGUCAGCUGCUUCUAGUGAUGAAUCGGCUGAGGAAUCGAGCAAGAAACGUAAGAAGGAGAAAAAGAAGAAACGCGAAAGAGAUUCUUCGCCGCGCGGACCGAAGGGAAAUGAAAGAACAUCGGUGGAGGAUGGUGAGCUUGAAGAUGAAUUGCAUCCGAUGGCCACGGUGACGAAGAUCAAUCCGGAAGAGAUACCGGAAGUGUCGAACAAAUUUCUUAUGCGGGCUGAUAGCAAGCGUAGCACAGCGACCACUGGUGGCGAAGAAGGGGAUGAUCGGAAGCAUCAUCGCAACGAGCAGAGAUCCCGCGAACAGCAGAAGGGUUUCGGUUGGUCAAAAAAGCGAGUACCAGUGUCGCGGAGUGGACGUAUCAUCAAAGGCAGAGGCAAUUUCCGUUACCGGACUCCAUCGAGGUCGCGUAGCCGUUCGCGCAGCCAGACUCCGAUUCACUGGCGUGCAGCCCAGAAACGGACGAUCAAGAUGACGGAUUUGGAGAAGCUCGAGGAAGAGAAACGGCAGCGUGACGUCGAGAUAAAGCGCCGUGAGUCCGAGCGGAAGAAGCGCCACGAGGAACUGGCGAAAGGUGCGUCGAAGAAAUCGUUUUUCGAGCUCAAUCAAGAGCAACCGCCCGGCGCAUCAGAAGAGGCGCUCGAAGCUGGAGAGUCGACUUCCACGAUCACUGGCACGGGUGAGCGAGCCGAACGGCAACGAGCAAAAUCUAAUGGAUCGGUUGAUAUGAAUGCGCUUGACUACGAAGAUCAGCCCGCGGAACAAUCCGAAGCGGAAACGGAAGGCGACGAGCAUACGCAACAGGAGCAGACAGCUACGAUAAACAAAAGCGAAACGCUGGCCAAGGCGCUCGGUGUGGAACCAAAAAAGAAAAGCAAUGACUUUCCCAAGAGUUCCGACGAUCGUUCUCGACGACAGGGUAAUGAUAGUAGGCGUGAUCGUUCCCGCAGCCAUUCGGCCGAUAGAUCGCGCCGCGGUGGAGGUCCGGAUGAGUAUCGGGGAAGAUCACCGCCCCAACAUUAUCGUGGUAACAACCGUCGACAACCUUACCGUGGUGGUGGUGAUGGUCAACAGUUUAAUCGAUACAAUCCUCAGCGUCGAUUUGCUGGUGGUAAUGUCGGUGGAUCGUACUAUUCUCGGCCCCCACCAACGAUGAUGGGUCGAUCCCGUUUCGGUGGUUAUGAUCAUCGUCAGGAGCGCGAUUGGCGUCGUUCUCGCAGCCGUGAUGACGGGAACCGGCGUUCACGGCGUCAGGAUCGUUCCCAUAGCCGAUCACAUAGCCCCGACCGACGACGUAGACACCAUCGUCGAGAUAGUAGCGGUUCAGCGGAUAGCUCUCGUGGUGGAUCGCCGGAUCGGUCACGACGUAAUAGGUCCGAAUCUCCUAAGGAAAGAGCUCCUCGGUCACGCCGUACGGCGUCACCUGAGAGAGUUUCUACGGCCAAGGGCGGUUCCUCGAACGGUCGGGAGCAGGAAGGUGGUAAAGCGAAGAGUCCCGGUGCGGUGGCCACUGCGAUUGUAGCAGCGGCAACGGCUGCCGUGGAAGCUGCAUCGCAACAGGCGAUGGCCAGUGUGAAGAAGGAAAGCAUCUCCGAGGAAGAAAAGGCUCGGCUGCAGAAGGAGAAAAUGUUAAAACGAGCCGAAACACUGCUGCUACUGAAGAGCCACAUGGAGAAGGAGAUCGAAGAGCAGCAGCGCAAGGCUCGCGAAAAGCAACAGCAACAGAAUCAGCAAGCUCGAGUGAAAACUGAACGGGACGAAGCACGUGCACUCGAUGCGGUGAUGGAUUUGGCUCAGCUGAAGCAACUUAAAAAGGAAACGAUUGACAAACUGAACGCACAAGAGGCGGCCCAGCGCAUCCUUGCAACGGUUGUGACCGGGGUCGCAGGCCAUAAGAAGAAGUCCAAAUCAAGUAACAAACGGCGCUCAUCCAGCACGUCGUCCUCCUCCUCGUCCUCUUCCUCAUCAUCCUCGUCAUCGUCAGAGGUGUCCGCUGCUAAGAAGGAGAAAAGUCGCAAGAAACGCAAGGACAAGAAGCGCAAACAGCGAAAGCAUUCGUCCAGCAGCUCAUCUUAAACGUCUCGUCGGCACACCUAA
Anopheles darlingi is the source of this 2782-nucleotide messenger RNA. It is a transcript of the gene Moca-cyp, whose product is annotated as peptidyl-prolyl cis-trans isomerase G. NCBI's taxonomy places the organism in Eukaryota, Metazoa, Arthropoda, Insecta, Diptera, Culicidae. Gene Ontology annotation, cellular component: intracellular membrane-bounded organelle. Gene Ontology annotation, molecular function: peptidyl-prolyl cis-trans isomerase activity. Gene Ontology annotation, biological process: protein peptidyl-prolyl isomerization. The transcript has 9 exons. The record is from RefSeq and is a predicted model, not a curated record.